AAAAAUAGGACAAUAUUCUGUCUGAAUUGACAUGAUGCCUUUGUUCUCUUGUCUAUUUUGUUGCCAUGUUCAUUAUCAAAACUUUAUAUAAAGUCUCUUUUUCCCCCUUGUUCAGUUCGUGCCCUCCUCCCUUUGCACUCUUUCACACAGAAUGCGCUUCGCCGUCGUCGUUCUUACUCUCUCCGUCGCUUUCUCUUCCGCGUUUGCGGCGUUGGUUGCACGUCAAAGCUUGCCCAAUUGUGCUGCUACGUGUCUAGAAAAUGCUGACUAUGGCAACUGCUCUUCUACCGACGACACCUGUCUUUGCCAUAGCCAGGCUUUCAUCAACAGCACCACGACCUGUAUUCAGGCGUCGUGCACGGGGUCUGACCUCACAAAUGCCGAAGCAGCUUCCCAAUCGCUCUGUGCCGCAGUGGGUGUCACCUUGACUGUUACGAGCGCUACUGCAACAGCUACAUCCAAUGGUACCGCCACCGCUACCACUGCUAAAGCUUCGUCCACCAACGCUGCAUCAUCGCAUAGCGUUAAUAUGCUCACUGGUGCAGCAGCCUUUGCCAUCCUCGCAGCAUCAUUAUGAAUGGUUGCAGGAUUUGCGAGCAUACCAUUAUUUAAUCUUUCGCAUUCUUUGCGCGCGAUGACUUGAUGAUCCUGUCACGCCGUUUCGAAGGUCGACGUUGAGCAUCAACUCACGAUUACCUGAUUGAUUUUUUGCAUACGGAGGAGGGUUGUAUGGGGUUAAAUAGCCAUCUAUAUAGUUGAACAGCGUCAUUCAUCUACUUUGGACGGCAUGUUAGGCAAUUUAUUUGAAUUUGUGUGCACAAGCGCCCAGUCUUA
This is a messenger RNA of Suillus clintonianus, 834 nucleotides long. RefSeq lists its product as uncharacterized. NCBI's taxonomy places the organism in Eukaryota, Fungi, Basidiomycota, Agaricomycetes, Boletales, Suillaceae. Bases 152 to 577 code for a protein of 141 amino acids. The transcript has 4 exons. The record is from RefSeq and is a predicted model, not a curated record.